ACAUACUGUAGCUGGACGGAUGGAGGAAGCCUCGGUGACAAAGGAGUGAAUUAGCUGGAAACACAUAACGUCAAGUUUAUGAGCGAUAAACGAAGUGACACCAUGUUGGGAAACCCAGGGUCUUAUGCUAACAAGAAGAGGAAGAAGCCUGUUCUCAAACAAAAGAAGCAUUCUGAAGGCAAUGAAGUCGUUAAAUCGAACCCUUCGAAGCGCCACCGGGAUCGGCUGAAUGGGGAGUUGGACCGGCUGACGGGCCUCCUUCCCUUUUCCGAGGAGAUUCGCUCUCGUCUGGACAAACUGUCGGUCCUUCGCCUCAGCGUGGGCUACCUGAGGGUCAAGGGCUACUUCAAAGCGACCAUAAAGAACAGUAACGGCAGUCUGAUGUUUCCUGGGAACAACAUGGACACCGCAGGCUUCUCUGAGGGGGACCUACUGCUCCAGGCGCUGAACGGGUUUGUGAUCGUGGUCACGUCAGACGGAUCGGUGUUUUAUGUCUCUGCCACAGUCAAGGACUACCUGGGCUUUCAUCAGUCCGAUGUGGUUCACCAGAGCGUGUUCGAGCUCAUCCAUACUGAUGACCGAGCCUUGUUCAGACAGCAGCUUCACUUCGCUCUGAACCCCCCCGGCUCUGCUGGCGCGGGAGGAGAUGGCUUGCAGAGUUAUGGCAGUACAGUGAUGUACAACCCCGAGCAGCUUCCCCCGGAGAACUCGUCCUUCCUGGAGAGGAGCUUUGUGUGUCGCUUCCGCUGCCUCCUGGACAACUCCUCUGGCUUUCUGGCUCUCAAGUUCCAGGGGCGACUUAAGUACCUCCAUGGCCAGAGGGUUUUAAAAGAGAACGGGACCUGUAACAAACCUCAGCUGGCACUCUUCACCAUCGCUAUGCCCGUCAAGCCUCCGACCAUUGUGGAGAUCAGAUCUAAAAUGCUGCUCUUUCAAACCAAACACAAGCUGGACUUCACACCCAUGGGCGUCGACAGCAGGGGGAAGAUUGUUCUGGGCUAUUCAGAGACUGAACUGUGUAUGAAAGGAUCCGGCUAUCAAUUCAUCCACGCAGCUGACAUGAUGUACUGCGCCAACAACCACAUCCGCAUGAUUAAAACAGGAGAGAGCGGUCUGACUGUUUUCAGGCUCCUCAGUAAGUCUUCUGGUUGGGUGUGGGUGAAGGCCAACGCCAAGCUGAUCUACAAAGGAGGCCGACCUGAAUUCAUCAUCGCAUAUCAGAGAGCUUUAGUCAACGCUGAGGGUGAGGAGUAUCUGCGUCAGAGGAGGCUGCAGCUUCCCUUCAGCUGCACCACAGGAGAGGGCGUCCUCUACAACACCGGCCCCAUCGUGGACGUCGCACACUUUCAAUUCAAUAAAAUGUUUGGCAGCAUGAAUGACAUGGAGGACGUGCUCCCCGGCUCUUUGGUGGACUGCUUCCUGAAACAGGACGAGGCGGCCUACAUGCAAACAGUGGACACCUCUGUAUCUGUGGAUCAGGUGUUCAUGGAAAGCGAGGCCCUGGUCAGCAUCGGCAGCGACUCGUGGCAGGAAGGUGGAGCUACAUUCACAUCAGAACCUGUCGUAGUGAAAGAGGAAGCCAAGCAGUCAGUGAUGGCUGUGUUUGACAACCUGGGGAAAUUGACUCAAGAUGGUGACUUUUGUGCAGCGUUGCAGAGCCUGGAGGUCGGCGAUUCAGAGCUGGUGGAGUGGGAAAAUGCCCUCAAGAGAUUAAGUCAGGAUGAGCAGCAGCAAAACAAUGUCGGGUCCGAGCUGGACAACAUCCUCACGAAUGACAUAUUUGACUACAUUGAUACCGUUUUGUUCAAAGAGAAGGAAAAAGAUUGUCUUAACGCCAGCCCUCCCAGCUGCCUCACAGCAGUCAACAACAAUCAGCAAGACCCCUUCACUCAGGCUGCCCAGCUCUCAGCUGCUGGACUUGCUCAACCGCAGUUGUUUCAGACACACAGCUCUGAUCUUACUUACUCUCCAAUGAAUGGACUCUACGCUCCCCAGCACAAUACAAUGAAUGGCCCAGUGAUUGCAGGCCAAAGCUUAGCAGAGUCUGCUCAGAUAUUCAGCAGCACCCAGAAACUCUCCCACAAUGGCUGCCUGAUUCCUCAGGCUGACACCAACCUGCGCCCUCUUCAACAGCUGCAGCUCCACGACAUUUUCAGCCCGUCUAUAGAGCUCCCAGAGCUCACUGUCCCUGGCGCCUCAGCUGGUGCCGCCUCAGCCCCUUUUCAAUCCUGUAGGCAGGCGUCUAUCAGCCACAUGGGCCGAGCUCGUGGGAUUUCUGCGCAGACGCAGUCCAACCCACUUCUGCGGUGCCCUCAAAACAAUUUGCAAGCUCCAGCUGUGGCAGCAAAUGGACUGUUACUGCAGAGCCUUGUUCAACAACCAAACAAUGUAGCACCCGGUGUGAUGGACAUUUUGCCACCCCUGAUUCCUUGCAGGGACUUUAAUUCCGCCAGCACACCUAAUAUUACCGUUCCCUUUGCCACAACUUCCCUGCAAGGGAGCACAACUUUUGAAACGCACAACCACCAGGUUCAGCAGUGGCCGCAGAGCCAGCAGAAGCUGCCUCAUGCUGGCAUCAUGCAGAACGGACACGAGCUGAUGCCAGCAUGUCACAGCCAAACGUCAGAAAGCCAAACAUUCCCGCGUGCUGGCCUUUGGCCAAGGAGUGUCACCGGCAUGAACCAUCCUCAGCAGGGAGGGCUGACAUGUGGCCAGACAGCUACUCACAGCAGCUGCAUGUUCGACCAGCACUUUUCUUCCAGUCCAGCAGGAGGCGACGUCCUGGCUCUCUCUGGGUUGUCAGGCCUGAGGGGGGCGAACACGUCUCUGGAUCAGAGUCCUCCUCAAGGUUCCUGCUACUUCCAGUGGAGCCACAGCGAGUCUGUGGUGGGAACAUCAGCCAUCAACCAGGAGAACGCCAACAUCAGUCCUCUGACUGCUCCGCCCAACUUGUCCACUUCAGAGCACACACUCAACAUUCAGCACUACCUGUGAUGCCACAGACAGACACAGCAGGAUGAAAGAGUCUCCGCUGAAUGCAAAGGGAUGUUUGCCACUCCUGCUGGCGAUGCGUCCGUGUGCCCGACAGAGUCGAGUCACGCCAUCUUCUUAUUUCUGUAGCCAAGAAAUCCCGGAGAAAGACAAAAACUCAGUAUAGUUCGCCUGUAUCAGUGCUUACCCACUCUCAUGCUUACCCGUAUUGCCAUAUGUUUUAUAUAACUCUGUAACAUUUAUAUUUUGUCCAGUCUGUAAUGUUUAAACGUUUUGCUUUUCAGUUUUUAGUGAAGAUACACUAUAGUAAUAAUGAAGUAUAAAGCCACAAGUGCGUUUACCAGGAUGGAGCUUGAGCCAGCUAAGAGGAUUGGUCAAGAAAAUCCAAAUAGCCAAAGAAAUAGGUUUUUAUAAGGGAAACCAGGUGUUGUUAAGUCCUUGUUUUCAGCCAGGGACAUUCAUCUAUCCACCCAGUAUACAUGCCUUAAUAAAAUACAUAUGUAAAUAUAUAUAUAUAUAUAUAUAUAUAUAUAUAUAUAUAUAUAAUCAUUCUAAACUUCGCUGACAAAGUGGAGACUUUGUCAUCAGUGUAAAGAAUCACUGAAAGUGAUCGCUACCUGAAAGCACAUCUGUACCUUCAAAUUAAUAUUAUUACGGAUCAAUCAAACCUUAAAUGUGGUCGAUUUAAGUGUAUGAAUACAAUCUGUAACUAGACUGUUAGUUAUUUGUUUCACCAAAAGAUCCCACAAAUGUACAGAAUGCCUCAUGUCAUACAUGUGUUAAUCCGUGCCGUAUAAAUGUGCUUUUCUGGAGAGUGAUUUGUCAGUCUGGGACGCAUGGACCCAAAAUGUAGGUCCGACAAUCAGGAAGAACUACCAAUCUGAGGGUCGCUUUGUUUCCAUCUCAGUGACGUCUUUUAAAGUGAAAAUAAGCAACGCUGCAGUUAUUUCAAAUGCACUGCUGCUAACUAAGACCUUUACUUGUGGGUAACUUUAGGAAGCAUCUCACUCAUGUCUACAAAGCAAAUGGAACUAAAAGGAAACUGCAAGUCCUGAGCCAACGAAAUCAGUCCAUCAAAAAUGUCUCGACUCUUCUCCAACACGCCACGCCCCCCCCCCCCAAACUACUCAACGAAAGGUUCAGUGAUUGCAAGAAAGAAACAACAGAUAACGUGUUACUAUAACGUUAAUGUUUUAACAUCCAUACAACAUGCAAUCAGCUGACGGACGACCUGAAUCCACGUUUUAAACGAUUGUCGGACGUCUUCAAAGCCUUUUGAGAAGGAACGGAUGCAGUCGCUACAUUUGGAUGCAGCUCAUAGCUACAACUCUGCAGCAGCCCUCACCCCCACAGUCUGUGGCCCUACAUAGGAACAGCCUAAAAUAUAUAUAUUGCUUAAACCCAAACAUUAAUUUAUACGAUAGCAUACAGCGUGACCAUAUACACUUUCUCGUGCCUUCAUGCCGGAUCGGCAGCUUAGAAAUAUCUUCAUAUACAGUCCAUAUAUCUGUGCCUCGAUGUAUGAAGCAUCUUAAUAUAAUAUUUCCUUCACUAGUUUUUCUAAGGCAAACCUGUAGAACUUCACUAACUUAAGGGAAGCCAUGUCCAGUAUCUUUACUGUCAAUGAUCCUGCAUUGUGCAUUUCAAGGCUCUGAGGAAUUUCUUAAAGUCCCAUCCUUCACAAUGGACACAAGGGAACACGCUUAACUUGACCUAUCGCCAUAGAGAUGGUGAGAUUUCCUUCAUCGAUGAGCAGCGUAUUUAGCAUCAAGACUGGAGAUUUAAACUAGUCGAACAAUUCAUUCAUAUUCACUUUUGUCUUUUGUUUUGGCUCCUUUUUUUUUAUCAGCUUUUGUUUGUUACCAGGUGUUUGUAAUCUCCACACUACAAAAAAAUAAACAGCAUUAAUGAUUUGGAUUAACAUCAUUAACCUGGCAGCUUUACCGUAUUCCUGCUGCACUGUGGGAAAUCACUCAGUAUUUUAGCUUUGCUUGAGAAUUCUAUUGUGUAUGUUUGGUGACAUCUUGAAAUCCUAAAAGUCUGAGGGCACAGAUGAAUAUGGCCUCCUUUCCUGUGUCCUGUUUUUUUUUUACUUAUCGUUGUUUGUUGUCGUGGACUCUUCCUCCUGUUGAGGAUCUCAGAGCGGACUGGAGGCUAUAAGGACAGCCUAUAAAUCGCCUUGGAUAUUGAACUUUAAUACAGACGCGUCGUGACUGUAGCCACUAUGAAAAAACCUGGAGCCAAAUGUUUUAUUCACAGCGGUGUUGAUGUUUUUAUGCUAACAUGUGCCUUGCCAUAUUUCUGUUAUUCAUAAAAAAAUUUUUGAAAAAAAAUCACAACUGUUCAGUUUCAUGUAAUCCACUUUAGCCAAGUAGUUAUAGUAUCUAUAUCAUAAUGUAUGUAUUAAAACAACAGCUUUUGUCUACUGUUAAAUGCUUUUUUCAUAAAUAUAUGUGUGCAAUGAUCAAAA
Molecule: messenger RNA, 5461 nt
Organism: Cottoperca gobio
Lineage: Eukaryota; Metazoa; Chordata; Actinopteri; Perciformes; Bovichtidae
Product: aryl hydrocarbon receptor-like
Exons: 11
Coding region: 79-2994 (971 amino acids)
Biological process (GO): regulation of transcription by RNA polymerase II; xenobiotic metabolic process; response to xenobiotic stimulus
Cellular component (GO): transcription regulator complex; cytoplasm; aryl hydrocarbon receptor complex
Molecular function (GO): protein dimerization activity; nuclear receptor activity; transcription cis-regulatory region binding
Source: RefSeq, a predicted model, not a curated record